CUUCUCUAAGAUGCAUUUGUUUGACAGCCUGGAAAAACAGCCUCUCCACACAAGGGACUUUGAAGGUUUGUAUCUGGCCCUUGAGGAAAAGGUUCUAAUAAAACAAGUGUCUUGAGAAACACACACUUUGGACGACAGAGAGAAUCCUGCAGUGAGCCAGGGCUCUGCUCCAGUAAAAUAGGAAAUUGAAAUCGUGUUGAAUGGAAACAGUAAGUCCUGCUGUAACUGCCUGAUCUGGUUUUUCUAAAGGAUAACUUUAUGGGUUAAAAUCAUUUUAGUUUUCUCUCUUACACAAAAUAACUUGGUCAAGUACUUCUGGAGCUUCUCCUCCCUCCCUGCCACCGUGCCCCACCCCCGGGCAGGGCCUGUGGCACUGGAUGCUCAGUGUCUGUCUUGGCACCAGGGGUUGGUGAGUCACAGACACUCUCUUGUUCCCUCUGCUGAGUGGAAACGGAGGAUCCUGCAGUUUGGGAGCCAAACUGGAACUCCUUCCAUCUGUAUCCCAGGACAUACAGGAAUUUGGAUGGCCGCCACAGGAAGGUUUUACAUUGUACUUAAUCAAGUGCUCCAGGGAUUAAGUUUCAGGAAAGCCCUCUUGGAUCCAAGAUAAAGGCGGGGUGUAAAAUCGAAAACAAGAGUUGCCUGAGUCAGAGAGAUCCUCUGAUUUCCUCUGCGCUCCAGACAGCACCUCUCCUUAAACAGCUUAAACAGCUUGGUGCCAUGGCUCUGGAGCAGAACCAGUCAGUGGAAUACUAUUAUGAGGAAAACGAGAUGAACUACACUCAUGACUACAGCCAGUACGAAGUGAUCUGCAUAAAAGAAGAGGUCAGGCAGUUCGCAAAAGUCUUCCUGCCUGCCUUCUUCGCGGUAGCCUUUGUCAUUGGGCUUGCAGGGAACUCUAUAGUUGUGGCCAUUUACGCCUAUUACAAGAAACAGAGGACCAAGACCGAUGUGUACAUUCUGAACCUGGCUGUAGCAGACUUGUUGCUUCUGGUCACACUGCCUUUCUGGGCAGUUAAUGCAGUUCAUGGGUGGAUUCUAGGCAAAAUGAUGUGCAAAGUAACCUCAGCCCUGUACACGGUAAACUUUGUCUCUGGGAUGCAGUUCCUGGCUUGUAUCAGUAUUGAUAGAUACUGGGCAAUCACGAAGGCCCCCAGCCAAUCAGGAGCAGGGAGACCCUGCUGGAUCAUCUGUUGCUGUGUGUGGAUGGCGGCCAUCUUGCUAAGCAUACCUCAGCUGGUUUUUUAUACAGUGAAUCAGAGUGCUAGGUGCACUCCCGUCUUUCCCCACCACCUAGGAACAUCCCUGAAAGCAUCCAUUCAGAUGCUGGAAAUCUGCAUUGGCUUCGUGGUUCCCUUUCUCAUCAUGAGCGUGUGCUAUGCCAUUACUGCCAGGGCGCUCAUCAAGAUGCCCAACGUUAAAAAGUCUCGACCCCUCAGGGUUCUGCUCACGGUGGUUGUUGUUUUCAUUGUCACCCAACUGCCCUAUAACGUUGUCAAGUUCUGUCAUGCCAUAGAUGCCAUCUACCUGCUGAUCACUAACUGCGACAUGAGCAAGCGCAUGGACGUCGCCAUCCAAGUCACGGAAAGCAUCGCACUCUUCCACAGCUGCCUCAACCCCAUCCUGUAUGUCUUCAUGGGAGCCUCUUUCAAAAACUAUAUCAUGAAAGUGGCCAAGAAAUAUGGAUCCUGGAGAAGACAGAGACGGAACGUGGAGGAAAUUCCUUUUGAUUCUGAGGGUCCUACAGAGCCAACCAGUUCUUUUACCAUUUAAAUAUAAAACUGUUCUCUGUCUCUGCUUUUUGCUUGGAUACGCAGGCACGCACGCAUGCAUGCACGCACGCACGCACAUAGGAGUGAUGUUUCUUCCUCAAAUAAAAUAUUUGUGCUACACUGAGACUCAACCAUCAAACACCAAACACUGCUGCAAUGUGUAACAAAGAGGGAGUAAGAAGUGGGGGCUGGGUAAGGAAGAUAGACGCCAGAGAGUAAACAAGUGGGCAAAGUGUGGAAACUAAAGCUAAUGACAGGAAAACAGCUCGGCAGGAGAAAACAUUGUACUAUAAAAAAGGAAAUCUUCCUGUGUGUGUGUGUGGGGGGGGGAGUGUUUUGCAUCUUCACUGCGGGUGGUGGUUAUUCAAAUCUGAUAGCAACUGUAAUUAUGUAAUAUAAAACACUGGGUAAUGAGCACCCAGGACCAUGCUGUACUAUCUUUGUAACUUCCUGUGAGUAAACAACUUCAAAAUAAAAAGUUCAAAGAAAGAAACAUCAUAUUGUGAGUUUGCCAAACUAAAACCAAUUAAUAAAGAAACUUAUGCUAAGA
Molecule: messenger RNA, 2322 nt
Organism: Arvicanthis niloticus (Nile rat)
Lineage: Eukaryota; Metazoa; Chordata; Mammalia; Rodentia; Muridae
Gene: Ackr4
Product: atypical chemokine receptor 4
Biological process (GO): positive regulation of cytosolic calcium ion concentration; calcium-mediated signaling; cell chemotaxis
Cellular component (GO): membrane; external side of plasma membrane
Molecular function (GO): scavenger receptor activity; C-C chemokine receptor activity; C-C chemokine binding
Source: RefSeq, a predicted model, not a curated record